UUUCUCUCUCACACGCGGACCGGACCACCCGAAACCAGGAGCCAAACUGUCCCGAAAGAAAAGAAAACCUUUUUAUUUCACGCCUUUUUUUCCCCUCACAAAAGAGAGGGAAAUAAUAUUCCGGGGGCCGCCCGCGCCGGAACCGACCGCUUCGCCGGCAGCGAGCCGGAGACCCCGCGGAGGCCCCUACCCCCCGCGCCGGCGGGGGCGGAGGGAGGAGGAGGAGCAGUACAAGGAGGAAGGGGGCUCUGGGAGCCCCGGAGGAGAAGAAGCUUCUACAAGCUCCCGGAGGCGGGGGCGAGCGCGCGCCGCGGCCAGCGUGAUCUCGGCGGCAAAAGUCGCGCGGUGGCGCCGCCGGGGAGGGUGCGCCUCUGGAUGCCGGCACCCUCCGUGAGUUGAAUGGUUGCCAGAUCUCGAGGUGGAGGGGAGCUUCUCGAAGCGGGGUGAGGCGGGCGGGCCGGCCGGCGGUUAGGGUUUGGUGGGAGGCGGCAUGGUGGGGAGCUCGGUGGAGGUAGGAGCGGACGGGGAUGGGGGCUGCUGCGGCGUCGGGGACACCUCGCCGGGGACCAUCGUGUGGGUGCGGCGGAGGAACGGCUCGUGGUGGCCCGGCAGGAUCCUGGGCCCCGAGGAGCUCCCGCCGUCGCAGAUCAUGUCCCCGAGGUCCGGAACGCCGGUCAAGCUCCUCGGCCGGGAGGACGCAAGCGUGGAUUGGUAUAACCUUGAGAAAUCAAAGCGUGUUAAAGCAUUCAGGUGUGGGGAGUUUGAUGCCUGUAUUGAGAAGGCAGAGGCUACUCAAGGGACUCUUGUGAAGAAAAGAGAAAAGUAUGCACGGAGAGAGGAUGCUAUUCUUCAUGCUCUUGAAUUGGAGAGGAAGCAGCUUGCAUCGAAGUAUCAGACUCAAGGUUUCAGGCCUGGACCACCUGGUAACAUUUCUGCUUGCACUAAGCACCGCAAAGACCUUGGAAGUACUCGCUACAAGAGCAAAAAGAGCAAGAAACGUAAAGAUGCAUCUGUUCCUCCUGAAGUAAAGAAAGAAGCAGGUCAAUGUUUUCUACAUGCUGGUUCAAAGAGAAACAUUUCAGAAUGCCUUGCACAAGGAAAUGUUGUAAGUAACCACAUGGGUGAUUUCUCCCAUUUGAGAUAUUCUCAGGGAGGUGCAACUUUAGAGAGCAAGGAGAGAAGUACAAUUGUGAAGAAGAAUAGGUCGGACGGAAGUGAUUUUGAAGACUCUCUUGUUUCAAAAUCUGAUAGACGCCGACCAUUUGCUCAAGUUUUGCAGAGCAGUGAAAAAUCACCUCAUCAUUUACAGCAAGAUGAUCACGGGGCUUUGUUAAUUGGGGAGAAUAAUAAUCCAUCACUUGCCUCCUCCCGGUCCAGAAGAAGUAAAUAUACAUAUAUGGGUAGUGAUUCUGGUGAAACUCAAAGUCAUAGUGAUUUACCUUCUGUACAAAUGGCUUCUACAGGAGUUGAUUUUGAGAAUGAAAGCUAUCUUCAGCCUGGUUAUUUUUCUGAGGAGCAUACUUCUUCUGACUUUGUUGAAAAACAAAUAACUGAGUCUUCAGAGAGGGAAUGUUCAGAGAGUGAGACUGAAGAUGAUGCUGAACUUUUGCAAACUGCAAAUGUGAUUCUACCUAUAGAGUCACGUGCUCCUGAUCCUUACUCGAUUCCAGCUUCUGACAAGUUCAGGCAUGUUGAUUAUGAUGACAAUGAGACCACUUAUUCUACUUACAUGCCCCAGUUGAAUGAAUCAGAGGAAGAAGAUGGUUCUUCUGAGCUAGGCGUCUCCCAGUGGCAUAUGAAAGGUAAACGUAACAGCCGUAAUGCAGCGAAGAGAUUGGUGGAUAUGACAGAUGGAAAUACCUGGUUAAAUAAAUACAAUAGUUCAUUAAAAGGGCCUUUGCAUAAGACAAAUGGUGGAAAUCCCAGAAAAGAAAGUAUGCAAACCUCUGGUGAGCAGUUUCAUGGGCAAAGUUUUUAUCAAGUUAAAGAGGAGCCCAAUUAUGAUUCUGAGGAAACUGAUUUAUUCGAGGACACAAGCCAUUCAGAGGCUAACCUGUACCAUGGUAAAAAAUAUCAUUCAUCCUUGAGAACCACAAGAGAUCUUAACAGGAGCUAUAGUUACUUUAAUGACUACGAGAAUGGCUCUACAAAUCUUUCUUCCCUAAACAAGGAUGCUGAUCAAGUAUAUCGAGUUGAUCGGAAUGCAUAUUGGGAUGGACCUACAUUUUACCAAAGAAAGUUCACUUCGCGUUUUGGUGGCAUGGGACCAAUGUUGUUUGAUGUUGACCUGAAAGUUCAGGCCAGCUACCAAGGAGAGCAUGUCCCUCUUGUCUCCUUAAUGAGCAGACUGAAUGGCAAAGCAAUUGUUGGACACCCUAUUCAAAUUGAAAUACUUGAAGAUGGUUCCACAGAUCAUCUGGUAUUCUGCAGUGAUAGUAGUAUCCAAGAGAGCACAGCUGCUCCACCUGCUUGGCCAACAGGCAGGAGGACUGCCAUGCAAAGAGUUCCCCGUUCAAAUCCAUCAGGAGCAUUGUUGGAUGGUGAUAAUGAUGUUGGCCUUGCUUAUUCUGACUGGGAGAUGAAACCAACCUUAAGAAAGUACUCAUCUUCUUCAAAUCACCAGGUUAAGGCGAGUAAGAAAAGCAGUUCAAAUGCUAGGAGGUCGUCAGCUAAGUCCCAUAAGAAAUCUUCCAAAAAAACAAACCUCUCAAGCCAGAAAGUUAGAGCCUUGUCUUCCAUUUCCACUGGGAAAAAACAUCAUGGAGAAGGUAGCCAAGCAAAGGCACAUUGGCGCAAUGACAUAUUUGGUGGUUUAAUCAGAUCAGGGCCAGGGGGAGCAGUUCCUCUAGUGACAUGUGUCCCAACAAAGGUUGUGUUCACUAGGAUAUUGGAAGCAGUUGGCAGGCCACCUCUAUCUGUUGCUCACCGUGUUAGAAUGGCUAGUCCCUCAGUGCGGGAUCCACCAUAGGCUUCAAGUGUGAUACUACAGACGGUUGGUGUUGCCAGCCCUAGACCUGCAAGUUUCAUGUACAUUCCUAUUAAUUGAAGAGGCGGACCAUUCAAUCAUCUGGUAACACCUGUGAAGAGUCAGAUUGAUAUGGUUGCUUCAUGGUAACUUGGAACAGCUGAUCUCUUAUCAAUAACGCUUGUGUAUUUCUGACUGGAGACUGAAAUCAUGAAUGCUUCACAGCAGUUGAGAAGCUGAGGCAUCGAUUCCAUGAAAGGAAGGGGCAUUCUCUUGUGUAACUAGCAUCUGGUGAUCAUGUCUUUUGGUUUCGUCACAGCUGUCUCCUGUAAAGUCUAACUUCAGCAUUUUAGAUGUCAAUUUAGGUAAAACAUUUGCAUCAUCAUAUAUAUAGUCUAUAGGCCAUAGGUUUCCUGAUGUCGUGUAUAAUGCCUCAAUUAUAUCCUGAUCUGUCUGUUAUUUGUUGUUGAGAAGUAGUUGAUUCAACUGUAUGUUUAGAAGCAUGUAUGUAGUUCGAUGUAAUAUAUCAGGCAAGUAUUCAAAAAUCCAAAUGAUGUAACAAUCUAGUCGUCGAUGUGAAAUUUCCUCCAUAGUCAACAAAAAACUAUUCCACAUUUUCACUAUCAUGUUGAUAUAAACUACGAAGCAACUACCUGUUUUGAGCUA
This is a messenger RNA of Panicum hallii, 3631 nucleotides long. RefSeq lists its product as uncharacterized. NCBI's taxonomy places the organism in Eukaryota, Viridiplantae, Streptophyta, Magnoliopsida, Poales, Poaceae. The coding region runs from base 491 to 2968 and encodes 825 amino acids. The record is from RefSeq and is a predicted model, not a curated record. The transcript is spliced from 4 exons.